AUGACAGGCUGGAAUUCAACCUCAGUACAAACUUUCACCACACCCCAGAGACCACUGAAGAGUUCAGUUUGGAAGCUCUGUUCUCCUGGAACUUGGGUUAUCUGGAAAACUUGCUUCUGUGGUGGCAACUUCUGUGCAAGCACUUAUCACAAAAUUAUGGAGCCUGAGAGACAGAAUUUGAAGACAACAUUGCCACUGUGUUUAGGAAGAUACCACAUUUCUGAAGAAUAUGGCUUUCUUCUCCCAAAUCCGCUGAAAGAACUUCCUGAUUAUUACCAGCCCUGGAUGGAAAUUGCCACCAAGCUUCCUCACUUGAUUGAGAGUCACCAGCUCCGUGCUCGUGUGAACAGGAUGCCGCUGCUGAGCUGCCGCCUGCUGCGCGGCCACCGCCCGCGGCGCCUGGCGCACCUGCUGCUCAGCGCGCUGGCCGCCGGCUUCGUGUGGCAGGAGGGAGAGCGGCAACCAAUGCAGGUACUGCCCAGAAAUCUUGCCAUUCCGCUUGUGGAAGUCUCCAGGACCCUGGGGUUCCCACCUAUCUUGGUUCACGCUGACUUGGUGUUGACAAACUGGACUAAAAAAGACCCAGAAGGCCCUCUGGAAAUCAGUAACCUGGAGACCAUCGUGUCACUUCCUGGGGGAGAGAGCCUGCGUGGCUUCGUGCUGGUGACAGUUCUGGUGGAAAAAGCCGCUGUGCCUGGGAUUAAGGCUCUUACUCAAGUGAUCAGUGCCAUCCAGCAGCCCGAUGAUGACGCCCUGCUCGAGGCCCUGCAGCGCCUGAGACUCUCAAUCCAAGACAUCACCAGGACCUUGGGACAAAUGCACGAUUAUGUAGACCCAGACAUAUUUUAUGCAGUCAUCCGGAUCUUUCUCUCUGGAUGGAAGGACAACCCAGCGAUGCCCGUGGGCCUGGUGUACGAAGGAGUCUCCGCAGAGCCCCUGGGGUACUCAGGAGGGAGCGCGGCUCAGAGCUCAGUGCUCCACGCCUUCGACGAACUCCUAGGCGUGCGUCACAGCAAGGAAAGCGCUGACUUUCUGUGCAGAAUGAGGGACUACAUGCCCCCCUCACAUAAGGCCUUCAUAGAAGAAAUCCACGCAGCCCCUUCACUGAGGGACUAUGUCCUGUCCCCCGGCCAUGCCCGCUGUCUGGAAGCUUAUAAUCUGUGCCUGGAGGCCCUGGUGGAGCUGCGUAGCUACCACAUCACCAUGGUGACCAAAUACCUCAUCACGGCUCCAGCCAAAGCCAGGAGCAAGGGGACAAGCCAUCUCCCAGGACCUCCCAGAGCUCUAGAAAACAGAGGCACCGGUGGGUCAGCAGUCCUGAGCUUCCUGAAGAGUGUCAGGGAUCAGACUCAGGAAGCCAGGCUAUGUCUCCAGGACCAGGGGGCCACCCUCUCCCCAGCAAGGCGGAACCCUGAGCAGGGGUUAGGUGGGCUGGAGAGUGAGGGUCUGGGCUCUGCUCUGUAGAGCACCAUGCGUUCCUUUGCUGAGAGCCACUGCCCUGGACAGGGUUUGUGUAGCUGUAACUAUUCCUGCCCUGGCUCCUCACUGCCCAGCAGCCAGCAGCUGUGGACACUGCCCUAUUUUGAAUCCUACAGAGUAGCUGUGCCAGGUUAGAGAAAACCAAUCUAAAUUUUGAAACCCCCAACAGAUUUCCCAUAAACAGAUUAUCUUGUUGACAGUAUUUUCAAAGGGCAAAUUCACUUUAGUGAGUUGCUCAAGGAUUAGAGCAGGGUUUCCUUUGACUCCAGGGCAGCCUUCCCUCCCUGCAAGCUGUGAAUUUAGUGGCAGGAGGGUGGGAAUCACCCAUGGAGAUGUGUGGGUGGAGAAUGUGGACAGUCAAAACUUGGAAGUCACAGUGGGAAAAUGAAUAGUUAACGAUAUGAGGACCAGAUAUACUUUUCCACGUGUUACAUUGUUUUGCAGAUUCUAUUUUAAUUCUUUAUUGACUUCUUUAAUUCUUUAUUUUUAGAAGAAUGUUUUAUUCUCCAUACACUGCAAGUUUGUACUUAUAAAAUAACUUAACUGACCCCUGGAAAGUGAAUGUGCCAAGUAGGAUUAUAUAGUAAAUUCACGUUUAAGUGUGCAAAUAAAUGUAAUGGUUUUUAUCA
This is a messenger RNA of Cavia porcellus (domestic guinea pig), 2108 nucleotides long. It is a transcript of the gene Ido2, whose product is annotated as indoleamine 2,3-dioxygenase 2. Gene Ontology annotation, cellular component: cytoplasm. The coding region runs from base 1 to 1464 and encodes 487 amino acids. The record is from RefSeq and is a predicted model, not a curated record. Gene Ontology annotation, molecular function: heme binding; L-tryptophan 2,3-dioxygenase activity; indoleamine 2,3-dioxygenase activity. NCBI's taxonomy places the organism in Eukaryota, Metazoa, Chordata, Mammalia, Rodentia, Caviidae. Gene Ontology annotation, biological process: 'de novo' NAD+ biosynthetic process from L-tryptophan. The transcript has 10 exons.